CAUUGCUGCGAUGGCCGCAGCGCAGUCCCGUUAUGGUAAGGCCCGCCGCCCCAAGGCUGGGCGCGGCGGUGGUAGUGGAGGAGGGGGUGGAGGUGGUGGUGGAAGUGGCUCUUCCGCUGGUGGUAGUACUAGCGAGGGGGCUGGGGCUGGUGCCUCGGAGCAGCAGCUCCAGCGGGAGCAGCACCAGGCGCCACAGCAUGACCAGCAGCAGCAGCAGCAGCAGCAGCAGCAGCAGCAGCAGCAGCAGCAGCAGCAGCAGCAGCAGCAGCAGCAGCAGCAGCAGCAGCAGCAGCAGCAGCAGCAGCAGCAGUCGCAGCGGAGGGUCGGCCGCCUCCUGCCUUGGUGGUCUGGCACCGAUGGUGGAGCUAUUCGCGUUGCUGCUGGGAGCACCGGAGGUAACAUCGUUACGAAAGGAUGAGUUGGCAGAAGUGAUUAUAAGGGCGGAUGCAUGGGAGAGAGU
Closterium sp. NIES-67 is the source of this 460-nucleotide messenger RNA. Lineage: Eukaryota; Viridiplantae; Streptophyta; Zygnematophyceae; Desmidiales; Closteriaceae. The record is from the annotation of a GenBank genome assembly.